Molecule: messenger RNA, 2246 nt
Organism: Mastomys coucha (southern multimammate mouse)
Lineage: Eukaryota; Metazoa; Chordata; Mammalia; Rodentia; Muridae
Gene: Gpr152
Product: G protein-coupled receptor 152
Exons: 1
Coding region: 402-1961 (519 amino acids)
Biological process (GO): G protein-coupled receptor signaling pathway
Cellular component (GO): membrane
Molecular function (GO): G protein-coupled receptor activity
Source: RefSeq, a predicted model, not a curated record
GUGAGUUCCAGGACAGCCAGGGCUACACAGAGAAACCCUGUCUCGGAAAAAAAAAAAAAAAAGUCUCUCCAAUAAGUGCACUUGGGCACGUGGAUUCCACAUGGCAAAAUGGUAUUAAGUUUAGUCUGAGUUGUUGACUAUAUCUGUAACCUUCACCAAAUCGCAGGUUUAGUGGACAAUCAUCUCCUCACUGGUAAAAUUGGUUAUAGGGGAACCACAUGAGAUUAUCUAUUUAAAUGCCCUGCGCAGCCUAAUUACUCAAAAUGUAAUAAUACUAGCCCAGAGAGGGGCAGUGACUGUCCUGAACAUGCACAGCAUCCUCUCUCUCAUACCAAGCCAUCAUGAAUUUGUUGAUUCAGCAGACUGGCAGUCCAUGUCCUGCACUACGCUGAGGACCCGGAAUGGACACUGCUGUGGAAACCAACCUGGGCGCUGCUGGCUACGGUCCCCGCACAGAGCUCAGUGAUGAGGACUACUACCCUCAGGGCAGCUGGGACACAGUCUUUCUGGUGUCUUUGCUGCUCCUGGGACUGCCAGCCAAUGGGCUGAUGGCAUGGCUGGCUGGCUCACAGGCCCGGCACGGGGCUGGCACAAGAUUGGCCUUGCUCCUGCUCAGCCUUGCCCUCUCUGACUUCUUAUUCCUGGCAGCAGCGACUUUCCAAAUCCUGGAAAUCCAGCAUGGAGGGCAUUGGCCACUGGGCACUGCGGCCUGCCGCUUCUACUACUUCCUGUGGGGUGUGUCCUAUUCCUCCGGCCUCUUCCUGUUGACAGCGCUCAGCCUGGACCGCUGCUUGCUGGCACUGUGCCCACGAUGGUACCCCGGGCGCCGUCCAGCCCGCCUGCCCCUCUGGGUGUGUGCUGGGGUCUGGGUGCUGGCCACACUCUUCAGUGUGCCCUGGCUGGUGUUCCCUGAGGCUGCUGUCUGGUGGUAUGAUCUGGUCAUCUGCCUGGACUUCUGGGACACUGAGGAGCUGCCUCUGCGGAUGCUUGAGAUCUUGGGAGGCUUCCUGCCCUUCCUCCUGCUGCUGGUCUGCCACGUGCUCACCCAAGCCACUGCCUGCAGGACCUGUUGUGGGCAACAGCCCAGGCGCAUGGCCUGCCACGGCUUUGCCCGCGUGGCCAAGACCAUUUUGUCAGCCUAUGUGGUCCUGAGGCUACCUUAUCAGCUGGCACAGCUGCUCUAUCUGGCUUUCUUAUGGGAUGUCUACCCUGGGUACCUGCUCUGGGAAGCCCUGGUCUAUUCUGACUACCUGAUCCUGCUUAACAGCUGCCUGAGCCCCUUCCUAUGCCUGGCAGCCAGUGCUGACCUCCGGGCCCUGCUGCGCACUGUGCUCUCCUCCUUUGCAGCUGCUGUCUGUGAGGAACGACCUGGAAGCUUCACACCUGCCGAGCCCCAGACCCAGGUAGCCUCUGAGGGCUUGACUCUGCCAGGACCAACAGCCGAAAGCCAGUCAAGGUUGGAUCCCGUGGUCCAGCCUCAGCUGAAUCCUUCUGUCCAGCUACAGUCAGAUUCUGUGGUCCAGCCUGAGGUGAGCCCCUCGGUCCAGCCACAGUCAGGUUCUGUGGUCCAGCCUACGGUGGACUCCCAGAUCCAGCCACCAUUGGAUACUGUGGUUCAACUUGAGGUGAACCCUCUGACCCAGCCACAGUUGAAUCCCAUGGCUCAACCUCAAGUACAUCCCUCAACCCAACCACAGUCAAACUAUGUGGUCCAGCCUCACGUGGACUCCCUGACCCAGUCACAGGUGGAUCCUGUAGCCCUGCCACAGUCAAGCACAGAGGCCCAGACCCUUGCCUGUGAGGCUGAGUCAGCCUCUAACCCUGGUGAGGAAAACUUCCCUAGCCCAUCCCCAGAUCUCACUCCUGGGGCCCCCGAGAACCUAAACAGACCAGCUGUUCCCCAGGAAGAAAGCCCUAGCAAUGCAUCCCCCAAAGAAGCCCCCAGUGCAGGACCUACUUGAGUGGCAGGAAGCCCAGGCCUGCCAGGGCAGUAGAAAAAUCAGAGAGUCAAUGAAGCAUCUGGGCAGAGGUGGGAACGUGAAGAAACCCAGCAGUGAGAACCCCAUUGAGUCCCUUGAGUCUGCUGGGAAGGCUGAGGGGAAGUGAAACCAGUCAGCCGAAAGUCCCAGGCAGGGUGUUGUGAGUGUCUCCACCCUGGUCUCAACAGGCUUUUCCAUUACCACCCCAAUCACAUAUAGCCACCCAACACCCUUGAGCCACUGAAGAUGGUCCUGCUGGGUUCUAUU